This is a messenger RNA of Penicillium bovifimosum, 1545 nucleotides long. RefSeq names its product protein translocase subunit TIM44 (gene tim44). The coding region runs from base 1 to 1545 and encodes 514 amino acids. The record is from RefSeq and is a predicted model, not a curated record. Gene Ontology annotation, cellular component: mitochondrial inner membrane. Lineage: Eukaryota; Fungi; Ascomycota; Eurotiomycetes; Eurotiales; Aspergillaceae. Gene Ontology annotation, biological process: protein import into mitochondrial matrix. The transcript is spliced from 2 exons. Gene Ontology annotation, molecular function: protein-folding chaperone binding.
AUGAUUCUGACCAAGAUGUCGGCGACACGAGUCGCUUCCUUGCGGUCCCAGACACCGACUCUCAGAGCUUCCUCCCGACUGUCUGCUCACAUCGGAUCUUACUCGACUGUCUCAGCUCAGACGCAUUUACUUUCCACUAAGAGCCACCGAGCUAUUCUUCAAUCCCCUUCUCACUCAGUCCCCCAACUCAUCUCGCCAUUCGCCGCCCUCCCUUUGACUCGGUCUUUCCAUGUCGCAACCUCCUUUUGGCAACAGCAACAACAGCAAAAGCAACAGGAGGGAAAACAGGACAAGGACGCUGAAUCCGAGUCAAAGCACGAGGAUUCCAAGGAGGAAGGAAAGGAAAAGCAAGAAGAGAAGGCUCCGCCACCACCCCAUGGAGACAAGUCUCCUUGGCAAGUCUUCCGUGAGACCUUGCAGUCCGAGUUCAAAGCUUCCAAGGAAUGGGAAGAGUCCACAAAAGCGUUGGCAUCGUCGGCUCACCAAUUCACCGAAAACGAGAAUGUCAGACGUGCGCGCGCGGCUUACGAGGCUGCAUCCAAUGCUACCACAUCCAAAACUUCCACGGCCUUGAAGACUACCGGUCAAGUCAUUGGAAAGGGAGCGGCUUGGACUUGGAACACCAGCGUGGUCAAGGGCGUUCGCAAGGGUGUCAACGCAACCGGAGAAGGCCUCGAGAAAGCCACCAGGCCUGUUCGCCAAACCGAAGCAUACAAGAGUGUGAAGGAAGCCAUCGAUGAUGGCAGCAGCUCCCGUUACGGCGGCUGGGUGGAAAAGGAGGAGCGUCGCAGACAGCGGCAGCUUCGGGAGCAACAGGAGCUCAAGUCUGGCAAGUUCCAUCGCGUGGAGCAGCGCGUUGAGGAUCCCAAUGCCGGUACCAACAUCACUCUUCACAAGGAUUCCGCAUGGAAGGACUCCUGGCGAGAGUUCAAGGACUCCAACCCCAUGAUGCAGAAGCUUUUCUCAAUCAAAGAGAACUACAACGAGUCCGAGAAUCCCCUCAUCAGCACGGCCCGGAGCAUCUCGGAUCGCGUCGCCGGCUUCUUCGCUGAGAAUGAGACCGCCCAGGUGAUCAAGAAAUUCCGGGAGAUCGAUCCUAACUUCCAGAUGGAACCUUUCCUACGCGAAAUGCGCGAUUACAUGUUGCCGGAAGUUCUCGACGCUUACGUUAAGGGAGAUGUCGAGACCCUCAAGCUUUGGCUCUCAGAUGCUCAAUUCCACGUUUAUGCUGCCCUCGCGAAGCAAUACACCACUGCCGGUUUGAAGUCGGACGGUCGCAUCCUGGACAUCCGCGGUGUGGACAUUUCUCACGCCCGUAUCUUGGACCCUGGUGACAUUCCCGUCUUUGUUGUCACCUGCCGGACCCAGGAAAUCCACGUCUACCGCAAGAUCAAGACCGGCGAGCUGGCCGCUGGCACGGAUGACAAGGUGCAGCUCGUCACCUACGCCAUCGGACUCACUCGGAUUCCCGAUGAGGUCAACAACCCUGAAACCCGGGGCUGGAGAUUGAUCGAGCUGCAGAAGGCUGCCCGUGACUACAUCUAA